AUUUCACUUUCUGUUUACCUAUAUCCAGUGUUGCGGAUUCCCAUUGUAAAGUGAUUACGCUGGGAUUGUCAUUCCCUUCCGUCACGCAAGGGAAGUAACUUUCUUUUGGAACGGGAAAGUUAUAAUUUUUGGUUUUUUACCAAAUUGUCCUAGCCAUUGCCUGACCCUCUCUUCUAUUUUCUCGUUCUCUUCUUCUUCCGCCGCUCGCCGCCGGUGGGUACCGUAGCCGCUCACCUGCACAUUUAGGUCAAAUUUCACGGUCGAAUCCGCCGCUUCUUGUCCUCCUCAGUUUUGGAAAUAACAAAGCUUGGGUUUGCCUGUAACAAUUCACAAUUAGAAGAAAGAUGAAAUUUUCUGGGAAGAAGAUGAUUACUUAACAAUGACAUUUCCUGUACAUCUUUCAACUUUAUGUCUGCCUUCAAUGUGGACGACAAUAUUUUGCAUCGCCGACUAGGAUUCCCUCGGCAGCGUCGGUGGUGGCGGCUGAUAGUGAGACGACGGUGCUGUCAGCCGGCUGGACCGCAGCAUCAAUUGGUUUCUGAGCACACUUCUCUUUCAUCCCUCUUCCUCAAGCGGCUCAAGUUCCCUUACUUGUCGUCCCUGAAAAUUUUGGAUCACAAUAGAAGAAAUUUUUUUUUCUUUUGAGUCAAAUUGGAAUCACUUUUUCUAGAAAACAAAUUCCUAAUAAAUAGAAAGAAUGAGAAUAAAUUUUCUUGAUUGGUAUUUGAAGAUUGCGGUUGGUUCAGCUCUAAUUGGAGGUUCCAUGGAGAUGUUCAUGAUAAAGACUGGCUUCUAUGACAAGGUGACUGUUCUGGAGUCAGAGAAGCGCGCUUGGGAGAGUUCCCCUGAGGCUCAAGCAAUUAGGGAAGCUCUUAAUCCUUGGAGAAAUGAUGAUGCACAAGAAAGGAAAAAUUCUUGAUAGGGCUACCUCUAGAAAUAGGCUCUUCAUGCUGUUUUAUUUGUUCUGAAUACUAGAUGUUUCGAGCAUAAAGUUGGUUAUACAGCACAAUACACUUAUUGGCAUCAAGAAUGAACAUGUUCAUCUGAGUUUUGAUGUCAGUUCUGAAAUAAGUUGAGUAGAAACCCUUUUGAUGCCUGUUUUGUAGAUCAAUUUUGGCCAAUUUUGGAAUGAAUUUAAUGAUGCAGCUU
Messenger RNA from Theobroma umbraticum, 1149 nucleotides. Its product is annotated as DNA mismatch repair protein. The record is from RefSeq and is a predicted model, not a curated record. Lineage: Eukaryota; Viridiplantae; Streptophyta; Magnoliopsida; Malvales; Malvaceae.